CAAUUGUUUUAAAAACAAACCCCUAGACCAGUCUCGUUGGGAAGUCUCCUGGAUCAAAAAGUCAAAAUCGCAGACCACCUUGCGACACACUCGUUUCUUCGCGAUUUCACCCUCUAUUUCUGCUACAACUCUUACGGUUGGCCAUCUGGGUCACCAGCCUUCUUCGCCUGAUCCCUGUUUCUUUCAAAUCAAUCGGUGAAAGUUUGCACCUUUUACUUCUGGAUCGUAAACCGAGAUUAAUUGCCUCGUUGUUGUAUCUCUGACGUGUGCCACUGCAAGUUCUUAAUGAGAGUCAGUUGUUGGAUACAGAUUUAAUCAUUUGUGUUACCUGAGAAUCGACAAUGGCAGAACUCAGUCCCAGUGUUGAUACUUCAACGGAUGGGGAUACCGAAGACAAAGCUUUGGGGUUUCAUAGCGGUCAAUCACAUGGGCUUGUGGUCUCUGAUGCCAGUGAUAAGUCAAGGGAUCAAAAGACACUUCGUAGGCUUGCUCAGAAUCGUGAAGCUGCAAGAAAGAGCCGUCUGCGGAAGAAAGCUUAUGUCCAACAGCUGGAAAGUAGUAGAAUGAAGCUGACCCAACUUGAGCAGGAGCUUCAGCGCGCUCGGCAGCAAGGCAUCUUCAUUUCAAGUUCAGGGGAACAAUCUCAAUCAAUGAGUGGAAAUGGAGCGUUGGCUUUUGAUGUUGAAUAUGGACGGUGGCUGGACGAACACAACCGCCGAAUCAAUGAGCUGAAAGGGGCAGUUAGUAAUCAUGCGGGUGAUGGUGAACUGAGGAUCAUAGUUGAUGGUGUUGUUGCACAUUAUGAAGAUAUUUUCAGAAUAAAAAGCGAUGCUGCUAAGGCUGACGUCUUUCAUGUUCUCUCGGGAAUGUGGAAAACACCCGCCGAAAGGUGUUUUCUCUGGUUAGGUGGAUUCCGUUCAUCAGAACUCUUAAAGCUGCUUAUAACACAAUUGGAACCUUUAACCGAGCAGCAGUUGUUGGCGAUUGGCAACCUACAGCAGUCAUCACAGCAGGCGGAGGACGCGUUGUCACAAGGGAUGGAAGCAUUGCAGCAGUCACUAGCGGAGACCAUAGCAGGGUCUCUUGGUUCCUCAAAUUCAUCCGGCAAUGUAGCCAACUACAUGGGUCAGAUGGCUAUGGCUAUGGGUAAACUCGGAACCCUAGAGGGCUUCAUUCGACAGGCGGACAAUUUGAGGCAACAAACCUUCCAACAAAUGCAUAGGAUAUUGACAACACGCCAGUCAGCUCGAGCACUCAUUGCCAUUCAUGACUAUUCCUCUCGGCUUCGAGCUCUGAGCUCCUUAUGGCUUGCACGCCCUCGUGAGUGACUCACCAAAUCCUUUUGUCGUUGUAUACAUUAAAAAGAAGAUAACUUGGUGUACAAGAAAGCGGGGCCCAAGCAUCUAUCUAUAACAAAUUCAUUCCUGGUAUUUUCUUCUUCAAAUCUGCUGUGAUGGUGUUGACUUUUUCUUUAGUCUUUUAUGAAUCAUAUUUCAACUCAUCAUAAAUUACAAUAAUAAAUAAUUUGGUGUCAGCUUUGAAAUUGGUUUGUAUUUGGUACUAGUAGUAGUAUGUUGUGGAAAUAGACAGUUAUUGUUAAUAGCAAGUUUGUGGUUACAUGUUUCA
Molecule: messenger RNA, 1626 nt
Organism: Helianthus annuus (common sunflower)
Lineage: Eukaryota; Viridiplantae; Streptophyta; Magnoliopsida; Asterales; Asteraceae
Product: transcription factor TGA2.3
Exons: 10
Coding region: 342-1328 (328 amino acids)
Biological process (GO): regulation of DNA-templated transcription; DNA-templated transcription
Molecular function (GO): sequence-specific DNA binding; DNA-binding transcription factor activity
Source: RefSeq, a predicted model, not a curated record